Messenger RNA from Sphaeramia orbicularis (orbiculate cardinalfish), 4089 nucleotides. RefSeq names its product angiomotin like 2a (gene amotl2a). The record is from RefSeq and is a predicted model, not a curated record. Bases 262 to 2352 code for a protein of 696 amino acids. Gene Ontology annotation, cellular component: cytoplasmic vesicle; plasma membrane; bicellular tight junction. Gene Ontology annotation, biological process: actin cytoskeleton organization; establishment of cell polarity involved in ameboidal cell migration; regulation of cell migration. NCBI's taxonomy places the organism in Eukaryota, Metazoa, Chordata, Actinopteri, Kurtiformes, Apogonidae. The transcript has 11 exons.
CCCUCAGUUAUUUAUUAGUGCAGCUCUGCUCUCUGCUCAGUCUGCCUCUGCCUGCCGCCGUGCGCACACACGUCCAUGGAAAAGCGCAGCGCAAAGCUCGGAAACUAGAAGAUACUGUCGAACUGAGAGCAAAAUACUGUGGGAGAUUACAGAAGACCAGUGGUUUUACAUGUGAUGAGAGUAUAGAAUAAAUCGAUUUGUGACUUGUGCCCAAACUGCCACCUCCAGGCUGUUUUCUUUGUAUAUUUUCCUCUGACUGUCAUGAGAACUGCUGAGGACUCUUCUGGAACGGUCCUGCACCGUCUCAUCCAAGAGCAGCUCCGCUACGCCAACCUGACCGACACUCGCACACUCCUGGCCAUCCAGCAGCAGGCCUUGCGUGGAGGCAGUAGCGGCGGGGGCACCGGCAGUCCCCGCUCCUCUCUGGAGAGCCUGACCCAGGAGGAGACCCAGUACAUCCAGAUGUCAACACGACAAGAGCCUCAGGGCCAGGAGCACCAGGGGGACUGCCUGCACUCUGAGAGCCCUGUGUGCCAUUUGUACCAGCUCCACGGAGAGGAGCUGCCCACCUAUGAGGAGGCCAAAGCCCACUCCCAGUAUCUAAUUUCUCAGAAGGGACAGGAACGGCCAAGCAUGGACAUAAUGGGGAUUAGAAAUGAGGAGCAGUGGGAUCUAAAGAGGGAGCAUGCACGCUCCCUCAGUGAGAGACUCAUGCAGCUCUCUCUGGAGAGGAACGCACAGAGACACAGUCAGGCCAUGAGCUCCUCACACAGCUACCCACAGCUGUACAGCCAUGAUGGUACAAACACUGUGGCUCCUGACAGGCAAGGACCUCAGCAGUGUGUGGACCAGCGGGGGCCGCCUCCGGACUAUCCUUUCUGUGCCAGACUUCCUGGAUAUAUGCUAAGUCACUCACAAGAGCAUGGACAAUAUUACAGAGAGCCUCCUCCUCCUUUCUACUCACAGCAUCACAGGUAUGUGUCUGCUCAGUCCCAGGUGGCUCACAGUGGCAUCACCCCAGCCUCCAGCAAUAACUCAGCUCAGACUGACGUGUUGAUGCGGGAGAAUGAAAGGCUGAGGAGGGAACUGGAGGUGUACACUGAGAAGGCUGCCAGGCUGCAAAAGUUGGAGCUGGAAAUUCAAAGAAUAUCUGAAGCAUAUGAGACGCUAAUGAAAGGUUCUGCCAAGCGUGAAACUCUGGAGAAAACAAUGAGGAAUAAACUAGAAGCUGAGAUCAAGAGGAUGCAUGACUUUAACAGAGACCUGAGAGAACAACUUGACUCAGCAAAUAAACACAGAGUGGCCAGGGAAUCUGAGAGUACGGACCAGAAGCACCAUGUGUUUGCUAAACUCAUAGAGCAAAAUGAAGAGCAGCAGCGGGAGCGUGAACGCCUGGAGAAGCAGAUCCAGCAUCUGCGAGUCUCCGGGGAGGAAUGUCAGCGAAGGCGGGAGCUGCUGGAGCAGGCUUUGGCUACGACACAGGUCCGCAACCGGCAGCUGGAGGAAGAGCUGCAGAGGAAGAGAGCGUAUGUUGAGAAGGUGGAGAGGCUGCAGAGUUCACUGGCUCAGCUGCAAGCGGCGUGUGAGAAAAGGGAAUCGCUUGAGAUGCGGCUGCGCACUCGAUUGGAACAGGAGCUGAAAAGCCUCCGGGCUCAACAGUUUCAGAACCAGGCAGCUGACCCCACAGCGUCAGAACUGAGCUCCUCCACUUUGCAACAGCAGCUGAGGGAGAAAGAGGAGCAUAUUCUGGCCCUGGAGGCAGAUAUCACCAAGUGGGAGCAGAAGUACCUGGAGGAGAGUACCAUGAGGCAGUUCGCAAUGGAUGCAGCUGCUACUGCUGCUGCCCAGAGAGAUACAACCAUCAUCAAGCAUUCACCUGGACAUUCACCGAACAACAGCUUUAAUGACGACCUGCCCUUAUCUACUCACAGGCAUCAGGAGAUGGAGAAUAGGAUUCGAGCGCUUCAUGCUCAGCUCCUGGAGAAGGAUGCUGUGAUCAAAGUCCUCCAGCAGCGCUCCAGAUUGGAGCAGGGGAAGCUGGAGAAACAAGGACUUCGACUGGCCAGGUCCGUCCCCUCCAUCAACACAGUGGUCAGCAGCACGGAGGUUAAAGUAAAGAGCCUCUCAGAUGACCAGACAGGUGCUGCCCUGCUGCAACCCAGUGUGGUUCCCAAGGGCCCGAGCCGAGACUCCAGCACCCAGAGCGAUGAGGCCCCACAGGAGCCAGAGCCUAACAAGCUAAAGGAAUCUGAAGCAGCAGCCACUACUGAUUCCUCAGAGGAGCCCAAGGCAGCGCUCAAGACAUUCAAGAGCAACAGCACAGAUGCAGAGGUGGUUGAAAUCCUUAUUUAAAAUCCCAGACUGCUCCCUACUGCCAAUUUGGACUGAUUACAGCCGAGAAGGAGGUUCAUCAGAAGCAUCAAAGGCCUUCUUCUACAUCUGAGCACAAGCAAACAAAGACUGUUGGUCUGAAGUGACCACAGAGCAGUUUCACCUGAUUCAACAUGCAGAGUGCAGAAUGUGGUGAGGAGAGCUGCGCUUUCCACCGCCGUUUCUGCACAGUUCAUGAAAUUUGUGUCAGAAUCCUUUGAGGUACCUGGACACUAUUCUGCCUUGUAAUCAGAGUCAGGCUGCUGAUGGUGCAUAUCCAGAUGUUGUGCAUGUUCUUUGAUUUUGUGUUAUGUAUUGUAUUUAUACAUGUAAAUGCUGCUCAUAUUGUAAUGUUUCAGUUUGUGAGGCAAGGAGAACAAAGGUCCACUUGUUCUCCUUCAGUUUUUCAAUUAUAUACACAUGACUCACUUUGUAGGAUUACAUACCCAAACCAUCUGUUUCUGUGUUAGGUUUAGUAAGUUUUUCCAGUAGCAUUGUUCUGAAUGUAAUGGGAAUUUACAUAGUAUAAGCAUCCUCUAUAUUUGCAUCCUGUAUUUGAGGAUUACUCAAACUUAAAUUAACAGUUGUUCCUCUUUUUAAAAUACAUUCUGUCCUCUGCUAAAAGCUCACAGUGGAUUUGGAAACUUCCUUUGAAUGCAGAGCUUGCAGAAUGUCUGCUCAUUCUCUCUUAAAAAAGACUGUGAGGAUUGACAGCAUUUCACGGGGGUCUAAUUUUCCAGAUCCCGGGUUAAUGUUGGGGCCUCAGAUGGCAACUGCCCAACAUUUCGCUCCCCUCCGCUGACACGCUGGAGCUAAUCUUCUCACAUUCCUCACUGAGGGAAUGCUCCCGUUAAAGAAAAAGGCUAUCUAAAGUCUGACCCCCCCGCCCUUGUUAAAAUGGCACGCAUUCUCUACAUGAUUCCUUUUCUGGGACUGGUUAUUUCUUGUGCGCUGUGAUAGCUGGUUCUACCAUGGGCGUCCAGCAGUGCAGUGUGGAAAUGGUCAACUAUAAUUGGCCUGCAUUUGCCAUUCUAUUUGUUGUUCCCAUCACUGUGAUAUAUUCGGCCGUGUUUUCUCCAUUGCUCAAGUAUCUCACAUUUCUGAUGGCGACUAUACGCUUAACAUGGAAUCUUCUAUUUAUUUCUUUGUGCUAAGUGUAGGAUCACUGAACACUGCUGAAUGUAGACUCCUGUUUCCCAAGAAUGUGUUUUGUAUUUAACUGGAACGUUCUGCCCUUUUUUUUAGAAAGGGAUACCAUUAAAAUUAAGAGCUCUAAAGAAGCAAAAUUAUGAUUGAUAACUGUCGAACUGGUCCAAAACUCAAUACAAAUGUCAAAUUUGAGUACUGCCAUGAAGAAACCACACACUCCAGGUUUGAUAUUAUGCAUCCUGAUGUUAUUAUCAUUAGCAGCAUUAGUAGCAAUCCUACAAAAACCAUGUAAAUUCCCUCAUUUGACUGGUAUUCCCUUCUGUUCAUCCUAUUUUUCUCCACAGUGUAUUUGCUGGUCAAUGCAUUGUGUCAGCCUGAGUUAAUACCCCUCACCUUUUUUUGGAAUGUGUUUACAUGAAUGGCUAUUUGAAGUGAGAGAGAAGUUAAUAUAUUUUGUUGUGUGUUUUUCAUUCAUUUAUUUUUGUUGUGUUAUUUGUUAUGUUUUUGGUGCCAAAGAUGUAAUCUACUUUUAAGUUAUAAUUGAUGACAAAUACAAAAGGUUCAACUACA